UUCAUCUCUGUGCCUGCGCAGAAAAUCCGAUUUAGAUUUUAACAUUUUUAAAGAAAAGUUGCGUCAAAAGCAAGAGAAGGAAAGACAACAGGAUGCUUCCUCGUAUUUGUGAAUAAAAGAGAACAGAACUCCCAUGAAUGAGCUAAGAUUACACUGCAUUCAAUCCUUCAAUUCUUAUUAAUAUAAGAUGUUGGGGGCCUUCAAUCCUUUAAAUACGUUUUCUUAUUAUGUUCGUCUAUGCCGGGAACUUCGUCUAUGGCAGGAACUACCUGAACGACUUUUUCCUGAACGACUUUUUCCUGAAGGCAGAGCAGCAGCAAUGUUCCUUGAAGAAAGCGGGGAUAUUUCCAGCAUGCCGGAGAAACUUCACUUGGAUAUAAGUUAUAAUGAGCGUAUUCGGCCUCUUCUGGAUGCCGUUGACACACUUAGAAAUCUGGGAGUAAUGAAGGAAGGCAUCCAAUUGCCAAGUAUUGUUGUUGUGGGAGACCAGUCUUCUGGUAAGUCGAGUGUGUUGGAGUCACUGGCAGGCAUUAGCCUUCCAAAAGGCCAUGGAAUUUGCACUAGAGUCCCACUCAUCAUGAGGUUGCAGAGCUGUAAAAGUCAAGAGACCCAGAUUACCAUACAGUACAGUGGAAUUACAAGAAGCAUUUCUGAAGCUCAGAUAACAGAAGCCUUAAAUGUGGCCACAGAGGAGAUUGCAGGGCCUGGGAAGGAAAUCAGUAACACUCCAAUUACACUGAAUGUGAGCAAGUUCAAUGCUCCAGAUCUAACUAUGGUGGAUUUGCCAGGCAUAACCAGGGUGCCCGUCCAUGGCCAGCCACAGGACAUUUAUGAACAAAUUGCUAGGGUUAUCAAGCAGUAUAUAACCCCAAAGGAAAGCAUAAUUCUGAAUGUGUUAUCUGCAUCUGUAGAUUUUCCUACCUGUGAAUCUAUCAGAAUGUCCCUACAAGUAGAUGAGAAGGGGGAAAGAACUCUGGCUGUGGUCACCAAGGUAGACAAAGCUGCAGAAGGUCUGCUAGAGAAAGUAACAGUUGAUGCUGUGAAUAUUGGUCUUGGGUAUGUGUGUGUUAGAAACAGAAUUGGCAAUGAAUCAAAUGCUCAAGCAAGGCAGACGGAGAGGGAGCUCUUCAGUAACGACCCACAUCUUUCAAAGAUUGAUAAAUCCAUGGUGGGAAUACCUGUGCUGGCAGAAAGGCUAAUGAAGAUCCAGGCCCUGGGGAUCAGUAAAUGCCUGCCAGACAUUGUAAGAAAAAUAGACACAACUCUUUCUAAGAGGCAGGCAGAGCUCAAUUCCUUGCCUAGGCAUUUCUCCAGUUCUGUUGACGCAACGAUUGAGUUCAUGAGAUUGAUGGAUUCAAUCAAGGGUAUAAUACACAGGCUUCUCAUACAGGGUAACACUGAAAAUUUCCAGGAUGAACCUGAAAUGAAUUGUAUUGCUUGUCUAACCAGGAUGUUUAAGAGCUAUUCCCGUGACCUGCUUGCUACCAAUUAUAAGUCAACUGGUAAUCUUCUUGUUGAGGAAGUAAAUUUACUGGAAGAGGCACGGGGCCUUAGUCUUCCAAAUUUCUUACCUCAUUCUGUUUUUUUAAAUCUUCUUCAAAGUCGUAUGGUUUCCUUCUCUGAGAGGAGCAGAGAUUUAGCACUACAGGCCUGUGAUUAUUUAGACAAAGUCAUAUGUCGUGUGAUUGAUCUGCAAACAGAAUGCUACCCACAACUUCAGUCUGCAUCGAGGAGGGCUUUUCAAGCCUUAAUGGAUAGGAAAAAAGAUGAAUGUGUUCGCUACGUAGAGGAUGCCCUGGAGAUGCACAAGACAAUUGUGUAUACAGAGAAUCCCAGUUACACAGAAUUCUUGCAGAGAAUGCAAGAAUUCAAGAAAAGAUUUAUGGAAGCAAUAAAUCAGAAUUCCAGCUCUGUUGAAAUUGAAGGCAUGGGGCAAAUUGAUCUACAAAAAGUACCCAAAACCUGCGAUCUGCUGGAGGCGGCACUGGAGAUGAAGAUGAGCCUCAUGGCUUACUGGAGCGUUGUGAGGAUUAGGUUGGCUGAUGACAUACCUCUGCAUCUUCGUUUUGUUUUCCAGAAAAUUGUUCAGAAUGAUCUUGUGAGCUGCAUUAUGAAGGAGGUAAUGGGAGAAGAUUUUACAAAGAUUGGAAAUAUACUGGAAGAAUGUUCUGCCACAACAAACAGGAGGAGGAACCUGAUUAAGAGUGUCGAUUUACUCAGGGAAUCAAAAUCUGCGCUCUCAAAAAUCAUGUGAAAGAUUGUAGAAGCUUAGCAUUCUUUCUGUACUCAGAAAGAUUUAAGUGAUGUUCUGUUUUGUUUUGUUUAUCACUUUUGUUGUAUAAGCUUGCUACUGAACACUAAUGCUAGUGAAAGAUAACCCUAAGGUCAAAAACCUAAAAUAAUAGAGAGGUAAGGUGAACUAGUAGCCCAUAUGAUAUCUCUCUAGCAUGUCAUGUAAGGGCAGUUUCACUUCACUCUCUUAUUUAUGUAAAACUUUCUAUCAGUAAUUGUAUUUAUUGUGCUUCAAA
Molecule: messenger RNA, 2528 nt
Organism: Cryptomeria japonica (Japanese cedar)
Lineage: Eukaryota; Viridiplantae; Streptophyta; Pinopsida; Cupressales; Cupressaceae
Product: dynamin-related protein 4C
Exons: 2
Coding region: 188-2254 (688 amino acids)
Cellular component (GO): membrane; microtubule; cytoplasm
Molecular function (GO): GTPase activity; microtubule binding; GTP binding
Source: RefSeq, a predicted model, not a curated record